Messenger RNA from Mercenaria mercenaria, 876 nucleotides. Its product is annotated as UDP-GalNAc:beta-1,3-N-acetylgalactosaminyltransferase 1-like. The transcript has a single exon. Bases 1 to 876 code for a protein of 291 amino acids. The record is from RefSeq and is a predicted model, not a curated record. Gene Ontology annotation, molecular function: hexosyltransferase activity. Gene Ontology annotation, cellular component: membrane. NCBI's taxonomy places the organism in Eukaryota, Metazoa, Mollusca, Bivalvia, Venerida, Veneridae.
AUGACGCGUAUAUCUCCGUUAAAAUCGAAAGACAUUUUAAAAGUGAAAAUGGAGCCAGAUUUAAUGAAACUUAUAAAUACGUCAAAUUCAAAAUUUACCCUCACAGUAAAUGGAUCUUAUCUUCUUGAAAAUAAGAACCACUGCUCAUCUGUGUCAAAUUUGACAAUUCUUGUUAUAGUCUUAUCAGCACCAAAUAACUUUCAAAGGCGAAUAACGAUCAGAAAAACCUGGGCAAAUGGAAGCCUUUAUUCUUCGUACGGAACAAUGAAAGUUAUCUUUCUUCUCGGCAUCAUUGAUGACUCUAAAGUUCAAGGUAACAUUGAGAAAGAGUUUAAGCUCUAUGGAGAUAUUGUACAGGGUUCGUUUAUAGAUUCUUAUCACAACUUGUCUCACAAAUCUGUUAUGGGCUACAAAUGGGCAACUAAACGAUGUAGAAAUGCUAAAUAUGUUAUCAAAACAGACGACGAUAUAGUAAUAAAUAUGUUUCGAGUAUUCAAAAGUGAUAUCCGCGUGAUGGCUUUGAACUGGAAUCAUGUGCAUUGCCUACGUCAUACCCGAGCUAUAAUUUUAAGAGGUAAAUGUAGUAAAUGGUAUGUCGAAUCUAAUCAGUUUAAAGGAAGGACUUUUUAUCCACCAUACUGUAACGGACAAUACGUGUUGAUGCUCAAUGUCAGAGUUCCAUAUUUAUACGAAUCAGCAUCGCAAACUCCGCUGUUUUGGAUUGAUGAUGUAUUUAUAUACGGAAUUGUUAUAGGCAAUAUACCUACACUGAAAUUCAGACAUAUAACUUGGAGAGCAAUUGGAACCUACAGGAGAAAAUCACAGUCUGAAACAGAAAAAAAACAAAUUACAGUUAUAUAUAUAUCAAGUUACUAA